This is a messenger RNA of Armigeres subalbatus, 1756 nucleotides long. RefSeq lists its product as uncharacterized. Lineage: Eukaryota; Metazoa; Arthropoda; Insecta; Diptera; Culicidae. The transcript has 4 exons. Gene Ontology annotation, cellular component: cytoplasm; nucleus. Gene Ontology annotation, molecular function: RNA methyltransferase activity; O-methyltransferase activity. Gene Ontology annotation, biological process: RNA methylation; siRNA processing; piRNA processing. The record is from RefSeq and is a predicted model, not a curated record. Bases 118 to 1689 code for a protein of 523 amino acids.
UGUUUGUUUUUAUUUUGUGAGUUUUUGAAAUGAUUUCUUUUAAUACUGUGAUUAAAUUUUAUUAGCACAAAACCGUGGUAGUGGAGUUACUUGGUGAAAUCCGAAACGGCCACAAGGAUGGAUCAUAUCCAGCUGACAUACAGUUUUGACCAUAGCUGUUAUUAUGACGAGGACAAGAAGAUACGCUUCGAACCACCGGUGUACGAGCAGCGGUACCUGAUUGUACUCCGUCUGCUGGAACUCGACUUUUGGCAGAGUUCGUUUAAAAAGAUAGUUGAGUUCGGCUGCGCAGAAAUGAAGUUCUUCACUUUGCUUAAAACGUUGCCAGAUGUGGAGCAAAUUUUACAAGUGGACAUUGACGAGGAACUGCUCAACAAAUGGCAGCACAGCGUGAGACCAUUGUUCGUAGACUUUAUUCAAAGGCGAGCGAAGCCAUUUUCGGUCGAAGUAUGGCGCGGGAGUAUAUCAAGUCCGCACGAAUGUCUCAAAGAUACAGAUGUCGUCGUAGGAAUCGAAAUCAUCGAACAUCUGCACUCAGAUGUGCUGGAAGGUGUCCCAGAAAACGUGUUCGGUUUUAUUCGACCCAAGGUAGCCAUGUUCAGUACACCAAACUCGGAGUACAACGUAAUGUUCGAUGGUUUGCUGGAUAACGGGUUCCGCCACGAUGAUCACAAAUUUGAGUGGACACGGGCACAAUUUACAGAAUGGUGUGAUGAUAUCAUACGGCGAUAUCCUGACUACAUGGUUAAGUAUUUCGGAAUUGGGCCACCUCCGAAGGAUCACCCGGACGAUAUAGGCUACGUUAGCCAGCUGGCAGUGUUCGUGAGGAGAGACUUCAUUGACGAAUUGGAAGUGUUAAACAUCGGUCAAGCAAGUGGCGUGGGAGCUAGCGUGGAUAACGAGGAAGCUGCGUCAAACCCUCCAGAACAACAGCCGUCUGGUGAGACGUCGGGAGCAGCGCAGCCAGAGUCUAAAAUUUAUUUCGAUGAAGAAACGAGGGAAAUCGUCGUAGCCAAAGAGGAAGAUGAUGCAGAACAGCCGGAAAAUCGCGUCGUAUCACCAGAGGUUGGAGUUUUCCGUGAUGAUCUGGAAGAUUUUGAAUCGCCAGAAGAGGACUUCGAAGGCAGCGAUCACGACGAACCUAAUGCGAGGAUGAUAGACUUUUACCUUCCGGUUGAGCGGUCGCGCAAUGAUAGCGGUAAUUAUGAUGACGAACUACUGGACCCGUCCAGCCAUGAUUACAAGUUACUGUACAGCGUGGAUUACCCAGUGCAGGAACCAGAUCGACGAGAGAGAUCGGAAAAGUUGCUGGAUGAGGCUGAAUACCAGAUUCGACGGCUGAAGUAUUUAGAGGAAGAAUACUACAAUUACGAGGAGAAUCAAUAUCAGAUACCCCUGCCGUUGAUCGCGGAUUGUAUGGUACAGUUGGCCCCACCUUUGGAGGAAUUGAGGCUAGUUCUAACGAGCGCUUCAUACCGCAUAUCGAAUGAAGAUAUGGUGCUAGUGACGGGCGAGGAUGAAUCUGUUGGAAGCGACGGUGACUUUGAGUAUGAUUUGAGAGAUGAUGAUGACCAAGAAGUCGGAGCUGGGUUUGAUCGAUGGGCUGAUGAUGAGCAGCCUGUAGCUGCAGCGAACGUCGAGCCAGUACAGGGGUCCUCAUUUCAAGAAGAUGAAGAGCUCUGGGAUUGAUGAUCACUAUGCGAUUUGGUUGUAUGCAUCAAUAAAGACUUCUGUACAGAAGAGUACAUGAUAAGUA